AUGAAUAUAGAACAAGUUAUAUUAUUUUUGGUAAUAUUAGGCACGAUAACAGCCGAAAAUGUCAAAAUUGAAACCAUUUUAUCAAAAAUACUUAGUAUACAUUUUAAAAAGUGUGUGUACUACAUAUUCGAUGAAAGUCCAAAACUAACAAAUUUGCCAAAAAUAAUAAACUCAGCUUUAAUGAUAUCUUACAUUCCAAUGAUCACCAUACAGCAGAAUAAUUCCAAACAACUUCUUGAGUCGAAAUGUCAUGAGUACCUUAUUUAUACCGAGAAUAUGGAAAACUUCGAAAAACUAGCCAAUAUUAAAGAACUAUUGGAGAUGUUUCGACCUUGGGGUAAGAUGAUAUUCAUAACCAGUACAAAACCAAAUGUGUCUUCGAACUUCUUAACUGUUGCCGUUAAUGAGAAAGCCAUUGAUUAUGCAAUCGUAACAAUUGUAGAGAACAAUGUUACCGUAGAAUUGACUUUCGGAGACAGUUUUAAUUUUACGAACAUUCCCCAAAGUAGGAAACGUAAAUGGAUACCAAAAUUUGCUUCUCCGAUUAGGAUAACCAUAUUCCAUUGCCCUCCUUACGUCAUUAUAGGAAAGAACAACUCCAUAUACGGCGUAGAAAUGACGAUACUACGCGAAUCAUUCAAAGGGCUACCAGUGCAGUACUUAGUCCACAACAACGAAAGCGAGGACGGAGGCAUGUGGUUUAACACUUUAGUGGAACUAGAAGUUGGACAAAGGGAGCUAUGUAUAUGUUCAAGAUGGCCUGAAAAUGGUUAUAAAAAAAAUCUAGAAAUUAUGUUUUUAGUACGAACUGAACAAUUCUCUAAUUAUUUAAGAAGUCGCAGACAUAGACCCGUUUAUUACUAUGUACAAAUUUUGCUCGAUCUGAUGCGCAUUUUUACCGGUGGUGGAGUUUGCUUAAGAUUCAUGUAUCGUCUGCUUUCAUCCAAAACUGUUUUAAUUUGUUGGUUAUAUACAUGUCUUGUAUUUGGCACGUACUAUUCUGCAGGAAUAACUAGUACCUUAGCAUUUCCGCCUAUAAUGAACGUAGUAAACACCUUACAGGACAUGGUUAGAUUACAUGUUCCUUGGAAGCUAUCCAACGAUUAUUAUAAGCAGGAAUUCCAACUAAGAAACAGUACACUUUAUAAUGGUUUGGCUAACUUGCACGUCCUAGGCAAUCGUAUAGAAGACCGCACUCCAAACUCUGCAAUAAUGGCAAAGGUAAUAGAGAAUCACUUCGUUAGUGACCUUGAAGCCUUGCCAGAAAGAGAUCGAAAAUACUACAAAGUCGUUAAACCUUGUGUAGCAACGCACGAGAGUGUAUUUUUUGUUAAAAAAGAUUCUGCUUUAACCAAACUGUUGGAUCAGACAAUAACGAAGUUUGUGGAAAGUGGCAUUUUCCGUUAUUUAAUAUUAAAAAAGUUAAAUAAGUUUUACGGAACAGCUGCACAUGAAAGCUUUUUUAGUAAUUACGUAGAGAAUAGAUUCUACACAAAUAUUGGGAUGUCCAAAAUUAUAGAUAACAACAAAUUCGAUGGAACAGAAAAGGUUAUUUUAGAAGAAACACUCCACGAUCAAGUAAACUACUCCGUCUACAGUUACGACACUACAGACGGAUCAAUGUGGUUCAACACUAUUCCUGAAGUAGAGGCCGGAACCAAAGACAUUUGUGGAUGCUCCAGAUGGCCACUCAAUGCGUAUAACAAAAAUUUAGAAUUAACUAAAUCUACUCAUCAAAUCUGUGUUACUUUUUUACAUCCGCUUAACGAUGUAGCAAGAUAUUUCCUAGAUCUUGUACAUAUAUUUACAGGUGCUGGAAUAAACUUGCGGUUGGUGUAUAAUUUAUAUUCUUCAAAAUUUUUGUUAACUGUAUGGUUUUUUACUUGUCUAGUCUGCGGUACUUUCUAUGCAGCUGCAGUUACAAGCACAACAGCUCGACCUCCCAUCACCAAUGUAGUCAACAAUUUGCAGGAUAUGGUUAGAUUAAAAAUUCCAUGGAAAUUGACGAAUACAGUACCCAAAAAGGAGUUUUUGUUAAUAAAUAGUACUCUGUACACAAAGCUUGCUAACCUGCAUGUCUAUGGUAGGCGAAUAGAAGACCGUUCGCAAAAUUCCGCAAUUUUCGUGACACUUGUAGAAAACCAAUAUGUUGUAGACAUCGUAACUUUACCAGAAGAGGCGAAACAAUACUAUAAAGUGAUAAAACAAUGUGUGGCAACUCACGGAAGUGUAUUUUUCGUUAAAAAAGAUACUCCACUAACUAAACUAAUUGAUAAAACCAUUACCAGAUUUGUCGAAAGUGGCAUUGCCAACUAUAUCCUGUUUAAAUAUCUUCACCUUUACGACUCUGGUUCUCAAGCAACGUUCUUCACGAAUUAUGUAGCAAAUAGAUUUUAUAGGACUAUUGGGAUGUCAAAGCUUGUAGGAGCUUUUAUUUUAUUAGAUCCCCAAUUAACACAUGACCCUCUAGCCACCCUAGAUACUGUAAUCUUGGCCGUAGGCAAAUGUCACAAAGAAACCAUGGCGCCUAUCGUAGCAUGUUAUAUAGAUUAA
Molecule: messenger RNA, 2553 nt
Organism: Diabrotica balteata
Lineage: Eukaryota; Metazoa; Arthropoda; Insecta; Coleoptera; Chrysomelidae
Source: the annotation of a GenBank genome assembly